This is a messenger RNA of Plasmodium relictum, 405 nucleotides long. Its product is annotated as conserved Plasmodium protein, unknown function. NCBI's taxonomy places the organism in Eukaryota, Apicomplexa, Aconoidasida, Haemosporida, Plasmodiidae. Bases 1 to 405 code for a protein of 134 amino acids. The transcript has 3 exons. The record is from RefSeq and is a predicted model, not a curated record.
AUGGUAGCUGAUAUGGAUGAAAAAUUUAGAGAAGGUUUUAUUCUUUUCAGUUCUUGUAAUGACAAUCUUGAAUUAUAUCAAUUUUAUGAAUUAAUGAAUUCUUUUGGGAUUAUCUUAACAAAUGAAGAAAAAGCCGAAUUACCUGACACUAUUAGCAUGGAUUAUUGGUUAAAUUUCGCAAGGAAACAUUUCAGCUAUGAAGAACCAUUUAAGCAUAUUAUAAAUGCUAACGAAAAAGAUCCAAAUUUUCAAAUUAGAGUUGAUAAUUUCAUUGGGGUUAUGAAAGCAUUAGAUACAAGAUUAACUGAUAAUGAUUUUGAAAUAUUAAUGCAUAUAGCAAACCCAGAAAAAAAAGACACUCUAGAUCUUAAAACUGUUUCUCAAAAAUUAGCACAAUCUAUUUAA